Molecule: messenger RNA, 333 nt
Organism: Strongylus vulgaris
Lineage: Eukaryota; Metazoa; Nematoda; Chromadorea; Rhabditida; Strongylidae
Source: the annotation of a GenBank genome assembly
AUGAUCACUAUCAUCAUGUCUGUUGGAUUUUCUGUAGACUACUCUGCCCACAUCGCUUAUGGAUAUGUAGUGUCAAAAGAACAACAACCUUGUGAGCGAGUUCGCGAUGCCUUGGGCGAUCUUGGAUGGCCUGUCGUCCAAGGUGCUACUUCUACUGUGUUGGCUGUAGCUGUGUUGGCCGAUGUGCCUGCCUACAUGAUUUUGCACCUUGAGCUCAUUCGUAGGAACUAUUUGCAAGAGGAUCAGUGCUACUUAGUAAAUUACGUUAUGGCACAUUCUAAUAGCAAGGCCGUAACAGCUGGCCUGAAAGAACAAGAAAACCUCAACCAUUAG